Molecule: messenger RNA, 441 nt
Organism: Zychaea mexicana
Lineage: Eukaryota; Fungi; Mucoromycota; Mucoromycetes; Mucorales; Lichtheimiaceae
Exons: 2
Coding region: 1-441 (146 amino acids)
Source: RefSeq, a predicted model, not a curated record
AUGGCUCUUCCCAAUUCUCCUCAAGAACCGCCUAGCAGUGCAUCGGGCACCGCUCCCACACCAUUCCUCACCUGGGCUCGCGUAGCUCAACCGCAACGAGUCUCACUCGUUCAUCAGUACCGUAAAAAACAGACACCGGACCAAAAGAUGACUACCUUUCUAACAAGGAUUUGGCGCAUUGGUCGCACUCCAGGCAGUGUCCUGUUUGAUGUCAGUCCAAUCCCAGGCUCUGUCCCUGACUUUAUCCAAAAAAUCAUGAAUGUGUUUCCCACCAACAAUGGUAUACUCGUCCACCGUGAGGGCAAACGUACUGUCCUUGAAGUUAAGCUCAAGAACCAAGAAGAAAAUGAUCCACCUUACGUGAACAGGACAAUGAACCUAUCAACAGGUACCUCGGCCAUUACAUCAGCUAACGCCGGUUUCAAAGAUGUGCCCGAUUAA